GGCAGUUACGAAGAAUGUGAUGAGGUUCAACAUCUUUGUAUCACCACAUUUCAAAUUGUUCAAGGAAUGAUCGAGACCUUACAUUCAACUGUUCUUCCUGUGAAAAUCGAUGUCCAUAAAUGGUUCAUGCUUACGCUCGGCUUUACUCCAGAGUGCGGGGAUUAUGAACCCAUAGACGAUAAGAGUGCAGCAAGCAUGAAGCAGCCAGAACAAGAAGAUGAAACCAUUUUGGAUGAGAAUUCUUUGAUGCAUGAGAAAGAAGCCAAACAUGAAGUAGCCUUCACGCAUCAUGAAAAAGCAAACCAGAAUAAACGCAAGAAUGCAAACGGAAUAAUUAAAAACAAAAGAAAAAGAAAAGGCGGAUGGAAGGAGGGAUCACAUGUAACCAAAAAAAAGAAAGUGGGAUUACAGGUAGUAGAAAACAACCUGUAAUGUGAGUACUUGAGGAGCAGAGCUGGGAAUCCGUACAUCUUUGAUUAGAUAUUAUUGAGGCAUUUUACUGCCAUCUUUUGUUCACUGUUGAU
Prunus mume (Japanese apricot) is the source of this 524-nucleotide messenger RNA. RefSeq lists its product as uncharacterized. Lineage: Eukaryota; Viridiplantae; Streptophyta; Magnoliopsida; Rosales; Rosaceae. The record is from RefSeq and is a predicted model, not a curated record.